This is a messenger RNA of Procambarus clarkii (red swamp crayfish), 1758 nucleotides long. RefSeq names its product probable glutamate receptor. The record is from RefSeq and is a predicted model, not a curated record. Gene Ontology annotation, molecular function: ligand-gated monoatomic ion channel activity. Lineage: Eukaryota; Metazoa; Arthropoda; Malacostraca; Decapoda; Cambaridae. Gene Ontology annotation, cellular component: membrane.
AUGUUUCUGAAGUUCACAGAACACAUGUGCGGCCACUACAGCUUAACGGUGUUUGAGGUGACAGCAGACAGUCAGGGCAGCAACAUAACGCUGACGCAGCUCUCCCUAGUGGUCAGCGAGGCUCGGCAGGUGCGGCAAGCGUCGUGGUGCGUGACGGUGGUGGUGGUGAGCGACGACCUCGCCUUCCUCGCCGCCUUCGCCCAGUGGUCCCUCAAGGGCCGCCUCCUGGUGUGGUCGACGAGGCUCCUGGUCGUCACCCGCCUCCACCUCCACUACCUGCAGGGUCUCCACACACUGCUCUCCAUGACCAACUCCAUGCUGAUAAUUAUUCGUGAAUCAUUUGUCAGCUUCAGAUGUAGUGUGUACAUGCAGCUGCCGUACAGCCCCAGGGGCGCCCAGGCGCUGAAGGUGGCCUCCUGGACGCCCGAGCAAGGCCUCGCUUUCACCUCCAGCCUCCCGCUCUUCCCCGACAAGUUCUCCAGGUUACUUCAGCGACCGACUCUGAAGUUGGCGACGGAGAUAAACCCGCUGAACAUCAUGAUUACCAGGGAGACAGCCAAGACUGGCCAGGGAGGGAUGUUACAGUUUGUAGGACCGAUGCCGGACCUGGUGUCCUACCUCGCCACAGCUCUCAACUUCUCGUACAUGUACUUGAGGCCUCCUGAUGGAUCUUGGGGCAUUAAGCGUAACGAUGGUACCUGGUCAGGCAUGAUGGGGAUGGUGAUCAGGCAGGAAGUAGAUGUAGCAGUUGGCUUCUUUGGUAUUAGUGGAGUCCGCGCUGAGGUGGUGGACUUUACGGAGCCAAUUGUAAUAGAACACAUUAGGAUACUGGGAGCCCGAGGUCGGCCGGAGGUGGACCCGUGGGGCUUUGUGUUCCCUCUGGAGCCGCUGGUGUGGACGGCCAUCCUGGCGACGCUUCUGAUACUGCCUCUGUUGGUGUUCCUCCUGUCUUCAUGCGUCUCAUUCCGGACAGUUCGUCAAAAUAACUUUCUGGCAACAUUCGCUUACCUCCGUAUUUUGUUGAAUCAGAAUAUUGGUGUGUUGGAUUGUGGUGGUGGGUGGUGGUGGGAGCGGGUGGUGCUGGCGGUGUGGGGGCUGGUGGCGGUGGUGCUGACGCAGAGCUACGCCGGCAACCUCAUGGCUCUCCUGGCUGUCAGACACAUCUCCCAGCCCUUCCAGUCCCUCCAGGACGUGCUGGACCACCACUCAGUCAUCACCAUAUGGCAGAAAGACACACCGAAUGUACAAUAUUUUCGUGAGGUCAAGAGUGGAAUAUAUCGUGAGAUUGGAGACCUGGAGAAGAAAGGUCGUCUGGUGUACAUAACUCUGCUCCAGCUGGGAGACAUCAUCAACACUCUGGUCAGGAGAGGAGACCACGUCGUCAUGGACGUCGACUUUGGCCUCAAGGCCUACAUGUCUCGAGACUUUACUACCUCAGGGCAGUGUUCCUUUUACGUGUCCAGGGAGGAGUUUCUGCCUGUGAUGCUUGCUAUGGUGGGCCACAAGGGAAGUGCUCUUGUAUCAGCGUUAAGCAAGAGGAUACGGAGGAUGACUGAGGCCGGUCUCUUCCAGCACUGGAUGAAGGGCGCGGAGCCAAACUCCACCUUGUGUCAACACCCUCCCUCAAAAAUCAUCGUUCAAGCUUAUCUUUCACUUAAUAAUAUCUGGGGAGUGUUUGUCAUCCUUAUUGCUGGUCACACUGUCAGUGUGUGCGUUCUCUGUCUGGAGUUGGUGACUGUCAACAUUCAACACGUCUAG